GAUAUCAUGCACUGCUUAUCCGAGAAGUACAACGAAGAUCCACUGAACUUUACACAACAUUUAGUCACAAUAAUUGAAGAAACAACCAUAUUAUUUUCAAUGUCAAGAACAUUAAAUGCAGCAGAGAAUUCAACGAACGAAGGAAUUUUGGAAGGUGUUCCUUCUCUAUGGGAGAACCGCAAUGUAACUUAUCGAAAAACACCCAAGCCACCAAAAAUAGUGAUAACUCCUGUUACACCAGUGAAAGAUGAUUUCUUCGAUGAAUAUUUAACCCAUCCGAAUGACACUGAUGAUUACGUGACUGCUGAAUCGGUAACCGAAGAAUCUGAAAACUGCACACUUACAGAAAGCGAUACAACAAAAGAAGAAAAAGAAGUAAACUUGAGUAAAGUACUAUCUCGUCAUAAGGAGUGGGUUGAAACGUUUGAAAAAAGAAGAGGAAAAAUUGCAGCUCAUACCAAUAAAUUAGAACAACGUUGGCUGCGCCAAUUGUUGAAAAAACGAGAAAAGUGUUUCUCAACAAUUAGACGUUUGAUAGAAAAUAAAGGAGCAGAAAAAUCUCUAGAGAAUGAUAAACAUCAGUGCAGUUGUGAACACUGCGUUUCAGUAGUGGAUUUUUGCAAUACGUUAAUGAGCUGCUGGGACUAUUUGAAUUACGCAAAUGCUGUUGGGAAUAUCAGCAGUUCCUCAGGAAAAAGUCCUAAAAAUAAUCGUCAAUCUGGUGAGCGAUCACUUAAAACAUCAAAUAAAUCUUCGAAUUUUCCAGCUGGUCACGGCUCAACAAAAGAAUCACGAAAAUCGAUCGGAAAAAUAUCACCUGGAAAAUCCAGAACUCCUCGUCGCACCAUCGUAAAACCAAAUCAUGGAGACUAGAGGUAAAGGAGCCCGAACGCAUAUGGCGGAAUGGUAGGAAAAUGGUCGGUGAAAGUGAUGAAAGAUCUCGUAGUUCGAGAUGUAUCCGCAAGCGAUAUCAGCGCCUGGUUACGAAUAGGAUACGUCUGUGAGGCUUGGCAGUUGUGUUGAGUAAAAAUUAUUUCAGAGUAAAAACGUUUCAGAGUAAAAACGUGUACUAGAGAUCGGAUUAAUAAAUAAUCAACAAAUAAAGUCUCGCCAUGGGAAAAUAUUGUGCUUACCCUGGGUGUCGGACCGGUCGCUGUGCAGAGCGGUCACAGCGAAAGCGGUUGGGGAAAAGGCAGGCUUCAGUAUUCAAGGUGCCAAAGCAUAUGGUUCAUCGCUGGAGUGAAGCAGUCCAACAGGACCUCACGACGGAGCAGUUCAUAUGUGAACUCCACUUUGCGGACAAGAGUGUUGUUCGAGAAGACCGUGUUGUCAGGACUGAUGGUGUCAUCGAAAUGGUCCCUCGUAGCAAAUAUUUGCUUGUCGAUGAUGCAGUGCCGAUUGCAGUUCAGAAUAAGGAGAACGCUAAUGACGCCAGCUUGCCGGGACUAUCGAACGCGCCUUCAACUGGACAGAUUGAGAACAAUAUCCUGGACGACACUGAUCGACGGGAUCGACGGAUGACGUGCAGUGAUGGUGAUGGUGACGAUGAUGGAGACGAUCAUGAUCAAAUCGGAUUUACCACUUUUGGUGACCACCUUUUGAAGACGACGUCGGAAAGUUCGCUUGCCAGUAGUUUCGCGUAUGAUGACGUGCGUGAUGUACCGUUUGGGUACAACAGUGAUGCAAUGGACAUCACUUCGGAAGAGCCUGUUAGCGACGAUGUUCGGGAAGAAGCUAAUGAUGAAGGCGGAGUAUGCAGCGUUGAAAGUGUGAUCGAUCGACUCAAACAGGCAUUGUUGCCCGAGAGUUGGUGUUGGACAAUGAAUCCUCGCGAGGAAUCUGGCAUCGUCUUCGUACAAAUCGACAGACACACAUUUCAAUCGCGUAUGAAACUUUUUCUGCAUAACGAUCUUUCUGUCACGAUUCAAGCUUUCGACAGCGAGGUCACGAUCGAAUGCGGGAGAAUUAUGACGUCCAUUGAAGAAAUAAUUCAGUUUCUGCGUCACGCGGAAAAUGGCAUCGUGUGCUGUGGAGUUGGGCUAGAGAGCGAAAAGCGCGCAGAAAAUUGUUCCGGCUUUGUAGGAGCGGCAUUAUACAGCAAGUUCGUGCCAACACCCCGGUGCACUGCUUGCAAACAAAGGCGCAAAAUCCUACAAAAUCGAAAAAAUCGUCGCAAGACGGAUGUUCGUGCUCGAUACGCCCGGAGUAAACAGACAUCAGAGCAGCGGCAACGCCAAUGUCGCCGUUUAAAGCAAAAGGUGUACUCCUUGUUGACGAAAUGUCGCUCAGCGAAGCUAUUAACUUCGAUCGCAAAACAAUGAACUUUAAUGGUUUUGUCGAUCUCGGCCAUCAUACCCCCAUCGAACAACAGAACACUCGAGCAGAUCAUGCGCUUGUGUUCAUGUUCCAGCCGUUUCGAGGAGCGUGGGUUCAAGUUCUCGGCUGUUUUCUGAGCAAGAACUCCGUCACAAGCCAAGUUCUUCACAAGCUCAUCUUGGAGUGCAUCUUGUUGCUUGGUGGCUCUGGAUUUCAUGUGGACGCUGUGACUAUGGAUGGAGCACAGUGGAACCGAGGAGUAUGGAAUUUGUUCGGAAUCAGCGAAAACCAGUUAUCUUGCGAACAUCCUUUCGAUCCCAAGCGACGACUUUGGAUGAUGUCAGAUUUUCCUCACCUCAUAAAGUGCUUCCGAAAUGGGGUUGUGCAGUGUCCGUCAUUCUCGACACCCGAAGGUAUUGUCCUUCUUCGUCACUUCGAGGCUCUUCUUCAGCAUGAGGCGCACACCAAGCCAAAUCUUAGUGUUGCAUAUUUUUUGACAUCGGCGCAUUUGCAACCGAAGGGAUAUCAGAAGAUGAACGUUCCUCUUGCAUUCCAGCUGUUCUCUGACCGAGUCCGAGUUGCAAUGGAAUUGUAUAAGAAUGAUCCGACGUGUCCAGAUUUGCACGACUGCCAACCAACGGUCAAGCUCGUUGAAGUGGUUGACAGGCUUAUUCAUGCAAUGAUGUCGCGUACACCGAUCACCGCUAUGCGUCCUUCGGAUACGUGUCCACAGAAAAAGCACAGCUUGCACGGCAAUCAUUGUGCAACACAACAUAUACCUGGAACCAUAUUAUGUUACGGGAAUAACGUAACAGGAAACGAAAUGUACAUGCGGAAUCAACAAAGUCGAAUGCUAUGCUUGCAGUAAGACUGCAGCGAGAGAAGUGCAUCAAUACUUCCUACAAUAAACAUAAUUAUCGCAAUGCACAAUAAAAUAUUGCGAUCGUAUGGCGUGCCAUUAUGAUAUCAUGUUGAAAUGACAACAAAUUUAAUACAAUUUCAUAAAUGACGCCAUUGAAGAUUUCCUUCGCUACCUGGAUGAAUGGCAAAGAAUCGCAAAGAAAGAGAAGUCGCCUUUCCCAAUUUCAAAUAGCACGGUAACGGGAUUGAAGGUCACUCUGGGUGCCACGUUGGAACUUCUAGAGCAUCUGAAAAGUGCCAACUACGAAUACCUUAUGACUGCUCGACUCAAUCAGGAUGCACUCGAGCGCUUUUUCGGUAUGAUGCGAAACGCUUGCGGCAGUAACGACCAUCCGGAUCCAACCUUGUUUGCUCAAGUAUACCGUCUUCUCAGCACGUACUCCCUCAUCAAGCCGCCGAAGGGUGGUAACGUAUGUGGUACUGAGCUACUGGAGACUCUAAUGGGAACUAAAGAGUCCAUGGCAGAGAAAGCUAACCAUAAGAGGAAAUUUCUGGAGAAGCUCGAUGCUCUCAUUGAAAUCGGACAAGUAAACGAAUCCACCGAUACCUCUCUCACGGAAUUAUCUCAGCAGGAUAGCCGGUAUUUGGACAUCGGGUCUCAAUCCAGUCUUAAUCAUCUCUCGACACACGACUACGAUGUAGUCAAAACAAGCGACGAAGUUCAAGCGUAUAUUGCGGGUUACGUUGCUCGAAAAUGUAUUCGGUUGACCAAAUGUCACGCUUGUAUUGAUUGUUUGAAGAAUGACGACAGGUGUGGUCGCGAUAAAAUUGUGGAUCUUAUGGAUCGCUAUGGUGGACUUGUGUGUCCGAGUGAAGAGCUCUUCAAACUUACGAAAUGUUUGGAAGAGGCUAUUCUCAACGUCGUGGGCACAUUGGCGAUCAAAGAGGACACUCUGUUCCAAAUCAUUCGAAGAGUUCAAGAGACGCGCAACCUGAACUUGGUUGGAUGUUCGGAACAUAAAGAAGACAUGACAAAAUACGUCAUCAAUUUCUACCUUUUGAUGAGAGCAAAUUUUCUGGCGGCUUCAUUGAACAGGAAUUGCGAUGCAAAAAAAGUCAGGAGUAAAGCGUUGCGUAAAAACGCCAAGCUGUAAUCUCAUCGUACAAGAUAAAAGAUUUGCUGAGGCUAUUAUUUCAAUGCCACAAGCUACGAGUUCUAUCGCUCAGUGGCAAGGAAAUUACUAAUCUACUACCCGCUAUAGCUUCGUUAAUUAAUCUUGAACAUCUGGACCUUGGUAAAAACAGUAAGCUCAGUGCACUCCGUUCUUCAAAUACUUUUUUGCAAUUAGCUCAGGAAUAUUUAUCCGUGUUGAGAACUUCGUUAUGAAAUGAUUGAAAAAUUAUAGAUGUUGCUGUUCAAGUUAGUGAAUCGCACUAAAAAUAAAAAAAAUAUCUACGAAAUACAUGAUCGUUUUGAGUAAGUGAGAAUUUGUAUGUUGUAAAACGAUGUCGAAUUGUUAAUAAUCAAAAUAAAUAAUAUUGAAAAAAAUUGA
Venturia canescens is the source of this 4730-nucleotide messenger RNA. RefSeq lists its product as uncharacterized. Bases 1113 to 2321 code for a protein of 402 amino acids. NCBI's taxonomy places the organism in Eukaryota, Metazoa, Arthropoda, Insecta, Hymenoptera, Ichneumonidae. The transcript has 16 exons. The record is from RefSeq and is a predicted model, not a curated record.